AUGCCGCGCUUCUUGGGAAAUGUUGCCAACCUUGCCAGCCUGGGCCUGCCUCGGGGGCCUGCGUGCGCCGACCAGGCGCGAGGGCCAGUCCUCAACCAGCCCCCGCUCCCAGCACCGGGCGCCUUCCCCACCCGGCAGGUGGGGGCUCUGGAAGCCAGCGCGCAGCCACAUGGCCCCGGGCCGGGCUGGGGGUCGCGGGGUCACGCGAGGUCCUGGGGGCGCCUCGGCACGAGACGCACCGUGUCCUCCAGGGUCCCGGAGCGGGCGCAGCGCUUCUGCCCAAGGCUGACCGUGCCCAGCCGAGCGCCUGAAGCGGUGGCGGCGCCGGGACAGGAGAUGAGGGAGGAUGUGGGAAACGUCUGUCAGCUGCUCCCGUUUCUCCGGCCGGGCCUGGGGGAGAAUCCGGGAUCUCUCCAGAGGCCAGACGGCCGGGAGCCCCGCCGGGCCGGGCUCUCCCCGCGGCGCCACCGCGCGCCGCUUUCCGACCGAGGACCGGCCGGGCCUCCGCGCCCCUCUGCGCUCCCGGCGACGCGCGGCCACCGCGGCUCCGCCGCCGCUACUGCCGCCGCCACUCCCCCCGCAUUCCAGAGGCCGCAGCGCCGUCUCCUUCCUCGCAUUCCUCCCCCCACAAAGGAGUCCCUCCGCCCCCGGGGCAGCCCGCGGGCCAGCCUGGCGGGCUCGGACGGCGGCGGCGGCAGCGCCCGCUCCAGCGGCAUCAGCCUGGGCUACGACCAACGCCACGGCAGCCCGCGCCCCGGCCGCUCGGACCCGCGCCCCGGCCCCGGGCCGCCGUCGGUGGGCAGCGCCCGCUCCAGCGUGUCCAGUCUGGGCUCCCGCGGCUCGGCCGGCGCCUACGCCGACCUGCUCCCGCCCGGCGCCUGCCCCGCGCCGGCGCGCUCCCCGGAGCCCGCGGGGCCUGCCUCCUUCCCGCUGCCUCCGCUGCAGCUGCCCGCGGCCCGGGAGGGCGGCCCGAGCGCGGCGGAGCGGCGGCUGGAGGCGCUGACCCGAGAGCUGGAGCGGGCGCUGGAGGCGCGCACGGCGCGGGACUACUUCGGCAUCUGCAUCAAGUGUGGGCUUGGCAUCUACGGAGCAAGGCAGGCGUGCCAGGCGAUGGGGAGCCUGUAUCACACCGAUUGCUUCACCUGCGACUCCUGUGGGAGACGACUCCGAGGGAAAGCGUUCUACAACGUGGGUGAGAAAGUGUACUGCCAAGAGGACUUCCUGUACUCCGGGUUCCAGCAAACGGCUGACAAGUGUAGCGUGUGUGGACACCUCAUCAUGGAGAUGAUCCUGCAGGCCCUCGGGAAGUCCUACCACCCAGGCUGCUUCCGGUGCUCCGUGUGCAAUGAGUGCCUGGAUGGGGUGCCCUUCACUGUGGAUGUGGAGAACAACAUCUACUGUGUCAGAGACUAUCACACGGUUUUUGCACCAAAAUGUGCCUCCUGUGCCCGUCCUAUCCUCCCUGCACAGGGCUGUGAGACCACCAUCCGCGUGGUGUCCAUGGACAGAGACUACCACGUGGAGUGUUAUCACUGUGAGGACUGCGGGCUGCAGCUGAGCGGGGAGGACGGACGCCGCUGCUACCCCCUGGAGGGCCACCUGCUGUGCCGACGCUGCCACCUGCGGCGCCUCCGGCCAGGCCCACUUCCCUCCCCUGCCGUGCACGUCACUGAGCUCUGAGCAGGGCAGGGAGCCCGACCUUAGGGGGGUGGGGACGGGGGUGUGGGUGCGAGUGUGAGUGUGAGUGUGGGUGGGAUGGGUGGCCCAGGUCAGAGUCCGAGCUUGUGUGCUCCCACCCUGGCUCCACCCCACUUGCCCCCAGCUGCUGUCCGAGGGGCCGGCCCCGCGGCGAAGCUGCUUCUAUUUAUUCACCGUCUGUGCCUCCUCAAGCCGUGUCCCUUUUUCCCAGCUCUGCCUGCCCCCCUCCCCACCCCAGCACUGGCCUCUGUUGCGGGACCGCCUGUGCCCCAUGGCCUCAGGGGCAGGCUCCCAGACCGGCUGUGGGUCACGGGGCUGGAGACGGCCUCUACCGCGUGCAGGGGCACGGGGUACACGGCCACCUUCCCCCGACUGGCCUCAGAGUGGUAGCCAGUUUCCCUGUUUGGAAGGGGCCUGGGACCCCCUCCCAGAGCUCCCCAGGGCAGGGGGUGGUCUGGCAGGGGACUUGGUGGAGGGCAGGCGUGCAGUGUGCCGGCUGGUGGGUGGGAAGGCUUCUUUGUGUGGAUGGGGUCAUGGGAGGGUCGAGGAGUCACACCUUUGGGGAGAGGGGCCUGCAAAGGAGCCCUGCCUUGGCCAUGGUGGUCGCUGUGGGAUUUGGCCACCUGACAUCUAAUGGGUGUGUUAAGCCACUAUCCCGCCUCAUCUCCCCAUCCCUGGCUCCUGGCUGGGGGACCAUCCCCCUCCAACCACGCCAUCCUUCACCUCGGGAGGAGAACCUUCUGACGCGGAAUUCCAGCACAGGUCUCGUCCACAGAAGCCGUGUGGGCGCCCCCCGCAUGCAGGGGGAGCACCUGGGCGGGAAAGCCCUGUCUAUCAGGCCCCACGACAAAAGCAGAGGAUUUGACUUAAAUUAAGUUUUUCCUUCAAGAAUAUUUUCGUUUUCUUUAAAAGAAUAUAGUUUUCUUCUAAAA
Molecule: messenger RNA, 2630 nt
Organism: Equus quagga
Lineage: Eukaryota; Metazoa; Chordata; Mammalia; Perissodactyla; Equidae
Gene: WTIP
Product: WT1 interacting protein
Exons: 10
Coding region: 1-1680 (559 amino acids)
Biological process (GO): response to hypoxia; regulation of DNA-templated transcription; positive regulation of miRNA-mediated gene silencing
Cellular component (GO): adherens junction; transcription regulator complex; nucleus
Molecular function (GO): transcription corepressor activity
Source: RefSeq, a predicted model, not a curated record